CAGCCGCCCCCCGAGCCCCGGCGCCACCGAUGCGGAGCCGCUCGUAGCGACCCAGCCAUGGCUGGAGAUUCCCGGAUCUUCAUGAACCAGGACAUGGACAUCGGGGUCACGUCCCGGGAGCCCAAGAAGAUCCCCAAGCAGGCUCGGGAUGACGUGCCCAUCGCCACGGACAGGACCCGGCUCAUUGCCGCCGAGGGCAAGAAGCCGCGGCAGCGGUACAUGGAGAAGAGCGGCAAGUGCAACGUGCACCACGGCAACGUCCAGGAGACCUACCGGUACCUCAGCGACCUCUUCACCACCCUGGUGGACCUCAAGUGGCGCUUCAACCUGCUGGUCUUCACCAUGGUCUACACCAUCACCUGGCUGUUCUUUGGGUUCAUCUGGUGGCUCAUCGCCUACAUCCGGGGAGACCUGGACCACCUGGAGGACGAGGACUGGAUCCCCUGUGUGGAAAACCUCAGCGGGUUCGUGUCGGCGUUCCUGUUUUCCAUCGAGACCGAGACGACCAUCGGGUACGGCCACAGGGUCAUCACGGAGAAGUGUCCCGAGGGCAUCGUGCUGCUCCUGGUCCAGGCCAUCCUGGGCUCCAUCGUCAACGCCUUCAUGGUGGGAUGCAUGUUCGUCAAGAUCAGCCAACCAAAGAAGAGGGCGGAGACCCUCAUGUUCUCCAACAAUGCCGUCAUUUCCAUGAGGGACGAGAAGCUCUGCCUCAUGUUCCGGGUCGGGGACCUCCGCAAUUCCCACAUUGUCGAGGCUUCCAUUCGAGCCAAACUGAUUAAGUCCAAACAGACCAAAGAAGGAGAGUUUAUUCCCCUGAAUCAAACGGACAUCAACGUGGGAUUUGACACCGGAGACGACAGGUUGUUCCUGGUGUCCCCUCUCAUCAUCUCACAUGAGAUCAAUGAGAAAAGCCCCUUCUGGGAGAUGUCCCGCACCCAGCUGGAGAAAGAGGAGUUUGAGAUUGUGGUCAUCCUGGAAGGAAUGGUGGAAGCCACAGGGAUGACUUGCCAGGCUCGCAGCUCCUACAUGGACACCGAGGUGCUGUGGGGACACCGCUUCACCCCCGUGCUCACCCUGGAGAAGGAUUUUUACGAGGUGGACUAUAACAGCUUCCACAGCACCUACGAGACCCACACGCCCGUGUGCUGUGCCAAGGAGCUGGCCCAGUCCCGCCGGGAAGGGCAGCUCCUGGGGCCCCUGCCCAGCCUGGCCCGGGACACAGGGACAGCCAGGGAGGACGAGGACGAGGAGGAGGAUGAUGAUGAGGAGGAGGAGGAAGGCAGGGAGCCGGCGGGACUGAGCGGAGCCAACGGGACGGCGGGAGAGGGGAAGGAAGAGGUGCCUGUAUAACCCUGGAGCCGCUGCAGCACAGCCCACACCCUGCUGGGACACUGCCCUGGCCAGCCGGGCACCCCCUGGCAGCAGGGCUGGCAUUCCUGGCCUGCUGCUCAGCCUGGGCUCGCUGCACUGCACCUGCCUCAGAUCCCUCCGUUCCCUGAGGCUCUGAGCUUUGCCCUCCUCUGCAGAGCACCUUAUCUCCAUGGACAAGGCCCACUCUUCUCAUCACUGUCAAAAGCAAAAUCCCCACUGCUGGUUGUUUCAAAAGGACGUGCAGAACUCUGCCCCUCUUGCCAGGGGGUUUGACCACUCCAGAAUGUCCCAUCUCAGUAUGAAGAAUGUGAUUUCAUACCUUCACUUAACUUGUGAGUCAAUGUAUUGUAGACAUUGUUCCGGCUAAAUUAAAAGAAAAGGUAAAAACCUC
Melospiza melodia melodia is the source of this 1762-nucleotide messenger RNA. It is a transcript of the gene KCNJ5, whose product is annotated as potassium inwardly rectifying channel subfamily J member 5. The record is from RefSeq and is a predicted model, not a curated record. Gene Ontology annotation, molecular function: G-protein activated inward rectifier potassium channel activity. Gene Ontology annotation, cellular component: plasma membrane. Gene Ontology annotation, biological process: regulation of monoatomic ion transmembrane transport; potassium ion import across plasma membrane. Lineage: Eukaryota; Metazoa; Chordata; Aves; Passeriformes; Passerellidae. The transcript has 3 exons. The coding region runs from base 58 to 1350 and encodes 430 amino acids.